Molecule: messenger RNA, 279 nt
Organism: Nezara viridula (southern green stink bug)
Lineage: Eukaryota; Metazoa; Arthropoda; Insecta; Hemiptera; Pentatomidae
Source: the annotation of a GenBank genome assembly
AUGGAUCCCUUAGAGACUGUAUCCUGCCAACCAUGGACGUCAAGGCUUCCCAAGAUGGCUCAACCCGACCUGGACUUCAUCGGACUGGAUAAAAAUUUGUUGGACACCUGUUGUCCAUUGAGCGGGGAGUUUAUGAAGGGACAAAGGAGUGAUGUACAGCCCUCAGCGACCAAUAUUCAGGCAAAUAAAAUUGCAGCCUCUUGCACCCUAGUCUGCAAUCCCGUUAUUGUUUACUACGACUUGUUGGACAUGUCGAUGUUUGGAAAGCUUUCUGCUUAG